Molecule: messenger RNA, 480 nt
Organism: Drosophila bipectinata
Lineage: Eukaryota; Metazoa; Arthropoda; Insecta; Diptera; Drosophilidae
Source: RefSeq, a predicted model, not a curated record
AUGCCUGAGGUGGAGUUUAAGAACAUAAUCUGCACUUCCCUGGAUAAGACAUUUUCUGAUUUUGAAUAUUGUUUUCUGAAAUCGAUAAACAGAACUUACAAAUACUUUUCCCUAAAAGUCAAUCUCUUCAAAGUUCCAAUCACCAAAGUUAAGAUCAACUUGGGACUGUACAAGCGAUUAAAUGGGUAUAAGCCCUUCCUCUACAAUGUGACAUUGGACGCCUGUAAAUUUCUCAAAAAUAAAAAAUCCCAACCUGUGGCUCUAUAUUUUUAUGAGUUCUUCAGGAGUUUCUCCAACAUGAAUCAUUCGUGUCCUUACGACCACGAUCUGGUUUUGGAAAAAUUAUCAACAGAAAUAUUUUAUCAUCGAUUCACAAAAAUUCUUCCUUUUCCGGAUGGAGACUACAUGUUUCAAAUGUACUGGUUCGCCUACGAUAUAAAUAGGGCAGUGUUUCAGAUAUAUUUUACAAAGGAAGGAUAA